AGUCUGCAGUAAAAACCCGAAGCCCCGUCAAAAGCCAGCAACAUUGGCACAAAAUUUCAUCAUCAUUUCCUCCUGAUCCCCAGACAAAAGGUCUUCGAUUUGCGUUGUUAAUCAUUGUCCCGCAGUCACGGUCAUUCAUCUACUUAUACUUGCUCGAUAAUAAGCUACCGUCGGUGGAGGUUUCAGCUAUGUUGGGACAACUGAAGGAGGAAUGGGAGAAAUUUAUAAUCGACUCGCUUAGUUGUCAAAAAUAUCUGAAGGACUUUGCCAACCUCAAAACCGAUGCAGAACGCUUCAGAUUUUGCAGGAGACUUUUAAGAUCUGAUACGAUUGCACAAGGCUUCAUUGCAAAAGUGCAUGAACUUCUCGCUAAUAAGUCUUCCUGCAAGUCAAAAGAGCUAUCACUUCGGUGGUGUCUUGCUGGGGACCUGGCAUUCACUAAGAGUCAAUUCCACAGAGCUCUGUCGUAUUACUCACAGGCUAUACAGUACUUUCCCCAUCAAACUGGUGACCAGCAGUCUACUCUACAGAUAUGCCUGCCUUCAAUUCUUUCAAAGAGGGCAGAGGUUCUCUUUCUGGUAGGGGAGUAUGAGGCUUCUUUGAACGACAUAGCUGAGGCAUCUUCUCUUCAGUACAACCAUGUAAUAAGAGACAAGCUAUUGAAACUUCAGAAAUCUUGUCUCCGUAAACAAGCUCGCCACAGCCAAAAUAAGAAUGGUUCCAGUGGUUCUGCAUGCUUGUCUGGGGGUCGACACCCAAAGAUGGCCAAUGGCUCCAGCUUGUUAAAGAUCAACUAUGACCAGAACCAGGGCAGAUUCUUGCAGGCAUCAAGUGAAAUUCGAGCUGGUGACACACUAAUUGCAGAGGAGCCAUACUCUGCUGUUUUACUGCCAGAAAAUGCAAAGACCCACUGUGAGUGCUGUUAUAAAUCCCUGGUAGCUCCUGUGCCGUGUAACCACUGUUCAUCAGUGUUAUACUGCUCAGCUGCUUGCCGCAACAAGGCGUGGUCUCAGUACCAUCAUGUUGAGUGUGAAAUCUUUCCUGUCUUGGAAAUAGUUGACACAUUCACUCACUUGUCACUGAGAAUCUUAUUAACCACGAGUGCCAAAGACAUCAUAGAUGUUCUGAACGGACUUUCACGUGAUGUUGCCACAACUUCCUGUUCUCUUCCUGGCUGUACUGUUAGUGGAUCAUACCCUGGCGACUAUGGCUCUGUGUUUUCCCUGGUUACAAACUCGGACCUCCAACCUAUCAAAGCAUUGAUGUCCUAUGCAAUGAACUCUGCGUUCCUGGUGGAAUUUCUUGAAAAUGGAACCUCCAGUGCUUGUAUUCAUUGCUCACAAAUCAAAUCAGAUAAAACUAAAGUACAAACAGAACUGGACUCCGAUGAUGACAGUGAUUGCUCAGAAGUUUACAAUGCUUGUGAGGAACAAAGGACACAAAAUGGAAAUUUUGAACAGGACAGGACCUUAUGUAGCAGGAACACACCCUAUAGUAGGCAAGCUUACACAUCUUUGGGUAUCACCACAGAGGAAUUCUGUGGAAAGGAUGGUUUGAGUAGUGAUGUUGUUGGUGCCUUACUGGUCCACCAUUUACAACAAAUGCCAUGCAACGUCCAUGCCAUAACAGCAAUAGUCUCAACAAGUAGCAGCGACGAGGAGGAUGAAGAAAUGGGUGGCAGCCAUGAUCAAGUUGUGUCCCGGGAGCAGCGGAGGAUAGCUAGUGCUAUAUACCCUACAGCAUCUUUACUCAACCACGCUUGUGAUCCAGAUGUCCUUGUCAGCUUUGUUGAUGGGGUGCUAGUGGUGAGAGCUACCCAUAACAUAGCCCCUGGCUCUGGGAUAACCCACUGUUAUGGGCCCCACGUAAACCACAUGCCGCGUGAAGAGAGACAGAAGCUCCUGUACAAGCAGUAUUUCUUCACCUGUCAAUGUUCUGCUUGCACUAGUGAUGAAGAGAUGGAAAACACCAGACUGUGUUUCUCGGCGUUUGCCUGCCCCAGGUGCAAGUGCCCAAUGAAGCCAUCACCUCUUGAACCCUCCCUCGCGCGUUGUCAAAACAAAAAAUGCACUCUAGAGAAAAGCAUAGAGGAAGAAUUGAGCCGCUCCCGCCAAGCAGAGCUGCUGUUCUUCAAAGCUGUGCGAACUAUGGAGAGAAUCGGAGUCCAGGAAGCGCUUGGGCUUUUCCAGGAAUGCUUGCGCACCAGGACACAAAUACUGCACCCACACCACAAGGACUUGGCGGAGACACACGACGCACUGGCAAGAUGUUACGCUAUGAUCGGCGAUUUCAAACUAGCGUCGCAGCAUUGCUUGCAAAGCUCCGAGGCCGUCGAGAAAGCAUUCGGCUCCACAAGCGUCGAAUACGCUCACGAACUCCACAAACUAUCUCAGCUUCUCUUCAACGAUAGGCAAGCCAAGAAAGCUCUGCCGAUGAUUGACAAGGCUGCCAGUCUCCUGGCAACCUACUACGGCCGUAAUCACCCGGAUGUGCAGGAACUCGUUGAGAUGAAGGCGUGUCUAACGUCAAAUGGCUCUGUUCACAUCAAUUAUUGACAAAGCUGGUAGUCUCCUAGCAACCUGCUACGGUCUAAACCGUCUGGACAUGAGCUGUGUUCAGCAUUGUUCAGUCUAAGCAAUGAGAGUUAAAAGCGAGGUGUCAUUUGAAGAUUGUAACCAUGUCGAAUGGUUUACCAAGUUAAUCAAGCAAGUUCAGCUAUGACUGCUUGGUAUUGGUAUUGUUCGUAUGAAAAAAUAAGCAUAAGGAGUGAAGUUUGUAGAGUAUACUAUAGCAAAGAAGAUAUUAUAUAGUAUACAAUGUUAAGAUUAUAUUUGUAGCUUUCUGUACAGUAGCAAUAUUUUCUCAAAGUGAGAACUUAGCUAAUUAUCCCGUUACGAGGGAAUAAAAAUCGUCUAAUAA
This is a messenger RNA of Nematostella vectensis (starlet sea anemone), 2919 nucleotides long. Its product is annotated as SET and MYND domain-containing protein 4. The transcript has 13 exons. Gene Ontology annotation, molecular function: protein binding. The coding region runs from base 189 to 2555 and encodes 788 amino acids. The record is from RefSeq and is a predicted model, not a curated record. NCBI's taxonomy places the organism in Eukaryota, Metazoa, Cnidaria, Anthozoa, Actiniaria, Edwardsiidae.